Fonsecaea erecta is the source of this 915-nucleotide messenger RNA. RefSeq lists its product as hypothetical. Gene Ontology annotation, biological process: fungal-type cell wall polysaccharide metabolic process. The transcript has a single exon. Gene Ontology annotation, cellular component: fungal-type cell wall. The coding region runs from base 1 to 915 and encodes 304 amino acids. Lineage: Eukaryota; Fungi; Ascomycota; Eurotiomycetes; Chaetothyriales; Herpotrichiellaceae. The record is from RefSeq and is a predicted model, not a curated record.
AUGCAGAAAGCUCGACCUCCCCCUCCUCCCCCCAAGCCCAAGUCCCUCUCAUCCAACGUCGUUCCGCCGGCGACCGUGUCCAAGGUCAAUCAUCCCCACCGCCGCAAGCGUGGCCUUGGAUGGCCCUGGGACCAGCCCAGCACGCACUUCGCGCUGUACCAGCCGCACGCCACGUCCGGCAAGAUCUCGUGGAUCUUCAACUGGGAGUGCUGGAUCCCGGACGGCGUGCCUCCGGGGGUGGAAUGGGUUCCCUGCGUGCGCACCGCCGCCAACGCCCGCGACCAGCUCGACCCGUUCUUGACCGACAUCAUCCAGAACCGGGGCAUCCAGGUCUCGGCGCUGCUGGGCUUCAACGAGCCAGAGAUUCCCGACCAGGCCAACCUCCCCGCCCACGAGGCGGCCAAGCUUUGGACGGAGGUGGUCGUGCCGGCGAAGCGGAAAUUCCGUCUUCGCCUGGGCAGUCCGGGGAUGAGCAGCGACGUGUCGCGGAGCAAGCCGUGGCUGAACUCGUUCCUCUCCAUCCUGGCCGGGGCCCAUGAGAUGGAUUUCCUCGUGGUGCACUGGUACGGCCCGCACUUCGCGGACAUGCGGGCCUUCUUGGAGGACAUGCACGCCACGUACGGCCUGCCGCUGUGGGUCAACGAGUUUGCCUGCUCGACGAUGGGCAACGGGGAGGCGGCCAGCGUCGACGAGGUGGAGGCGUUCAUCAAGGAGGCGGUGCCGUGGCUGGACGCCUGCGACUGGGUCGAGAGGUAUGCGUACUUUGGGAACAAGAACGUCGGCGUCUGGGUGGGACGAGCGAACAAUUUCACCGAAGAAGAUGAAGAUGAAGAAGCAGGAGACGGAGCCAAGGAGACAGAUGGACGACCACGACCACGGUUGACGAGAGUGUCGAGACUCUAUUGCGAGCUUUGA